Molecule: messenger RNA, 9559 nt
Organism: Symsagittifera roscoffensis
Lineage: Eukaryota; Metazoa; Xenacoelomorpha; Acoela; Convolutidae
Product: centrosome-associated protein 350-like
Exons: 21
Coding region: 77-8974 (2965 amino acids)
Biological process (GO): microtubule anchoring
Cellular component (GO): centrosome
Molecular function (GO): microtubule binding
Source: RefSeq, a predicted model, not a curated record
UUUUGUCUAUUAUUUCGGCGCCAUUAGGGCUUAGUUUUAAAACGUCGUUUUGUAAUGCAAACGUUCAUUUGAGUCAAUGGAGAAGUUAAUGCGUCGGAUUGAAGAGCAGAAGCAGGGAAAAAGUGCAACACCAGCAGAUAUUCAAGAACUGCUAAAAAGAGAUAUUUCAUGGGAGGAGACGAAUGGUUUUCAUGAAAAUGGAACACAUCAGGCUCAAACCAAAGUCAGGAAAGUUGCUCAAGGACCCGCACCACCGAAUUACAAAGGUUUUAGCAAAAUUGAAGACAUCAGUCAUUUGAACGCAGCAGCAAGAACGAAUCAUCACCCUCAUUCAAAUCAACAAAGGACUGAGAAUGGUACCAGUGUAGCGUCGAAGAAUGUAACGAAGCGAAAACCGACCAAGCCCGUUGCAGUUGUCCGCAAAGUUGCGGUCUAUAACGAAGAAGCGCAUCAGAAAAAUCCGACAAUUCUAACCACCGAUUCCUGGAAAACUGGAUUCAAACCAACUGCAUCAGUAAAAAGUAGUCAUCCCAAUACGGAAAAGGUAAAAAUUGCCUCCGAACACCAAUCAACAGCGGUUGCUGCAUCCGUUCCAUUGAAGGGGAUGACUGUUGCAGCCAAGUCAGCUGGCAGCGUCACCUACCGUCACCCGAAAACAGAGGAAAAAGAACAAGAAGUGGCCUCCAGACCUCCCGUGUCAAAGACAGCGAGAGAAAUAUUGUCUGAGAUCCAAGAUGAACAGAAAGUUAUCUCGAAACAGUUGCUAGAAAGUAACGUGGCAGUAAAGCGCAAAGCGAAAGAGCCAGAGAAACAGGCAGCAGUCCAGCAGCAUCAACAUCCUCAGGAGCAAAUAGUGAGCAAAGCUAAAACAUACGACACGGACUCAAUUAGACAGUACAUGGCAAAGAAGCGACAUCUGGAUAAACUGAAAGAUAGACAGAACCAAGAGGCGGAGAGACGGAGACGUGAGGAGAAGGAAAAGAGACUUCGAGAGCUGGAGCGGAAACGAAGAGAUGCGGCUUCCCGAUCAGUGAAGAGACCUUUUCACCCCGAGAUGAACCCAACAGACUUUAUGGGGAGUGAGCGAAUUAUAGGAAUGGAGUUGAACGGAGACGAAGACGAUGGAACUGAUGAGAUGGAUGGAGGUGGAGGAGGGUCAGAAGGUCAUCAUGAUUCAAAACAGGAGACAGUAAAGCGAGCAAACAGAUUUGACGCCAGACACAUGGAGAAUGGUGCCGUCAACCUCAAUACAUCCUUGGAUUCGUCGGACAAGGAAAAUAGCAAAUACUCACACCGCCCUAGAAGACUAAACAACCAGCCCCCAGUCAGCAAUUCCAUCGAGUCGGGAAGAAGUGGACCUAAAAUCAAAUUUGACGUCAGCGACCUUCUAGAAAGUUCCGAUUACACAUUAGAUGAAGAUCGCGUUUCAACGGCAGUGCGCCAUCAGAAUAAAGAUUCAAUCUCUACUUCAGAAGUAAACGAACAACUCAAAAGGUCGAAAGCUCUUCUGGCCGAAUUGAACAUGAAACGAAUGGGCAUCCCUUCUUCGGGUCAUGCUAAUGGCAGCAAAGUUAAAAUGAAUCGCAGUCUAAAUGAUUCGAACGUUUCGUCAAUUCCAGUUUCAGAUGUUGUUUCUAAAGAAAACCAAUAUGAUUUGAAUAUGCAGAGACCCGACUCUCAUUUUUCGGACGAAAAUCAGAGCUCAGAUUUUAACAAUCGUCUGAUGAAACUUAGCAGAGCUGCGACUGAUUUGAGAAGCCGGCUUUCGCAUGAAACGAAAACACUGGCUGACAAAAUAAACCCAAAGUCCUCGACUAACCCAACUGUUCAGACUUUACUAACCGAACUGUUAAAUGGCCGAACAAUCCAGUCUUCUCUAAAUCCAAACCAGCGGCUAGAACCCAGUAACCCGAAUACUGUUACUACAAACCUUGCCCAGCAUCAAUCAACGUCUUCAGCCACUCUCACUUCAUCGUACAAUUUAAGACCCAAUAGAAAUACACAAUGUGCUAAUAUGACCUCUAAUAACCCCAAAACCCGACAUGUAUUAGACCCCAUUGAGGAAAGCGCAGUGCAAGAAGAGCAGAUGGUUGGAGUGGAAGGAGGAAGAGAAGGCGAAGAUAUGCAUCAUCAAGAGCCAGAGGAGUUCCAGUUUCCGAACAGUGGAGUUGGCUGGUCGGCACCUCCGUCGUCAAAGGAAAAACACCGCGGGGGCAACGAGAGAUCAUCAGCACAAAACAAUGCUACUAUUUACGGGGAUCCUCUCAAGUUUCACAAGCAUGGGAGCAAGAAACGAGGUGUUCCAAAUGGAGUUGCCCACAACGAUGUUCCUUCAAAGCCAGUGAAGUGGAAGUUGCCUGAACCACAGCUGCAUAUGGUCCAACUUCCUCCCGCAAAUUCCAAUGCAGUUGCUGUCAUGACAACAUCAACCGAGCCACGGGUAACGACACGCACAGUUAUGCAACAUAUCUCGAAGACUGGUGGACCAAACUUCACGUUUGCUCAUGCUACCGACUCAUAUCAGAACAGAGACCCAAUAGACAGAAAAGAAGAGUUGGAUGCUUACAUCAAGCGAAUCCUUAAAGAAGCGGAGCUGAACUCGCCUGAUUCGCCCAUUUCAAAUGCCGCCCGAGUGCAUAUCAAAGCCAGUGCCAUCACAUCCAACUGCAGUUCCAAUGGAGCAAACGGAAAUGUCAAUCACGCAGCAGAAGAUGAAUUUCUAUAUAAUCGGGAGGGCGGAGGAGAUCCGUUCUCAGUCAUUAAUAUCUACACGAAACAGAUGGCGAAAGAGUACUCUGAGAAACUAAAGCAGUCUUCAUCAAGUAAGUCACAAAAUCAGAAGACAGCCUUACAAUUAGAGUUGGAAUCGACAGACGACGAAAACGAAGAGCAGAACGUCACAAAGACCAGUGCGUCUUCGGAUCCGCAUAAUACUUCAAACGAAGUUUUCAGUGCAACGAGCCAACCGAAUGGAGUAGUGUACGGGGAAGCAAGUAAUGAUCCAUUUAAGGUGUUGUCACCUGCUGGUGCAAAUGAGGCACAAUCACCAAGGGACAGUCGCUUGUCAUCUGAAUCAUCUGAGCUCACUGAAAUUGCAGAAGCCGUAAUGAGACAACAAACCCACCUCGAAGCAACGAGUUCAAGAUUGAAUAGUAUGUCAUCGAAUCAAGCUGAAGGUUCCGCGCGUUUUGAACCAACUCGCAACCGUAUGGUUCCUAUUUUGGAAGGCUACGAUUUUAACUCGCCUAGGUACUCGCCGAGAACACUGGAGCAGAAGCUAAUGAGUGAAUUGAAUUACUUGGAUUCUAUGCAUGAUUCAAUGAACCAACUUUCAGACGCAGAAAAAGUAUACGCGGUAGCGAAUGUACAGCAAGAAACAGUGGCUUUAUCCCAAAUUCUGAAAUCGAGACAAAUUUCUCAUGAACAUGAUUUGAAGCAGCUCGCGUUGAAAGCUAAGCAAGAAACAGAAGAUGCAAGUCGACAAUUGCGAGAAGCUCAGGAGAAGGCAAAUAGUGCGGCCAUGGAAGCUGGUAUGAUGCAAAGACAAAGCGAAGCUGAGCUGCAGCUUUUAGCUAGAAGUGAGCAGUUACUAGAAAGUCAACAAAAAGCAGCACAAGCUACCUCGCAUGUAGUGCAAGAACUCACAAAUUUGUCAUCAGUGGCUAGAAUUGUGGAAGGUGCGGAAUCCACUAGAACUCCAACAACGCCUGUUGCUUACGGAAGGGAUAGAAAUAUUUUCGAUGGUCAAAGUGCACAAGAAAUUGCUACAACAGCAGCAGUUGCUGCGGCUAGAGCAGUCAUCGCGGAAAAUAUCCAGAAGUCUAUGGAAAAAGUUGCAUCGAGGAGAAGACAUGAUUCUGGUAGUUCCUUUCAAAACAGGCUUAGAUCGCGAACCCCAAGUGAGACGCUAUCUUCAACACCUACAGAAUCUUUGUCACCUCGAUCGGCCUCCGUGCGAAAGUCUCCGGUACCUACCAGAGUUCAAGAAUUGAGUGAAGACAAUAAGGUUACAUCACAAAAUGGGUCACAGAGGUCCAGUGUCGCGUCUCCAAAAGCGAAGUCUCCUGUUCCGCGACAGGAGGCGCUGGAAAGAAGCAGGAGUCAAAGGUCAUCUGCUUCAGAAGACUUGGCCAUUUCAAUUGGUUCAUCUAAAACCUCACCUGAUCAUCAGAAAUACAACAAGGAAAUUCGCGAAAAUCUGGAAGACAGUAGAAACAUUUUUACGGAAAACUACUCGGAAAUUAUGACUGAAAACAGCCAAAUUGAAGUUGCAGACAAAAAUGGGAAAGUGGACACAGAAUUGAGUGAAAAUAUUGAGGAAAAUAUCGAUGAGAGCUUGCACUCGAUUGGAAGUUUACACGCAGUUGAGCCUGAAGCUGACGUGAGACUGGAAGCUUUGAAAGUUGUGAAAAGUCAACAAUAUUCCACUUCUCAAAGUAUAAAAUCGGUCGCUUCUAGUAAGAAAGAUGCGUCAUCUGCACCUAUGAAUGUCAACUCUCUUCUUUCGAAGAGUGACUCUAUUUUGAGCAAGUAUUCGCCGACAACGUCACCAAAGUCGAGUCCGAGACCUCUAGAUCGAACUAAGCAAUCUGCAAGUGGUAAGACCAGAUCUUCUGGUGGAGGAGAUGCCUCAAUUAUGACGGCCGCGGACUAUUCAGACGAUUUCGACGCCACAACACACGAUAUUAGGUCAAAGGCGGCAUCAGUGUCUGCGGGUGACAAAGAGCAAGUGUCAUCAAAAGCUCAAAACCAGAGAGAGGGAAAAUCGUUCGAGCCUAAAAAACUUUUCUCACCCCGGUCUGCAGUGGAUGAAAAAGGCAGAUUAGAAGCGACGAUGGAAGAAGAUUGUGACGGAGUUAGCGAUGACUUUUCUGAAGAAAUGUUAAAACAGUACCUUCGGGAGGAGGAGCGAAGGGCGCAACACCAGGCAGCUCUGAUCAAGUUGCGAGAGAAGGCCCUGAAGGACAAGGCUAAGGCGGAGAUGGAGUACCUGGACCAGCUAAAGGCCCAGAACAAGGGAGACGCGGACAAGAUGUCCACCAUUAAGAAGCGACAGAGAGCUGUGGUCAUCAAGCUACAAGAGGAACAGGCCGAAUUGAGACGUCUGGAGCUGGCGAACAAGGCGGGAUCCCAGCAGAGACAACUGCUGAUGGUGCAGCAGAGGGAGAUAUCGAAGAUGCGUGAGAGCACAGUUCACCUCAAAUCGAAAAUCAGACAGUUAGAAUCGAACGGAUCCACUGGGGUCAACAAGACAGAAAUUGGGGAUCUGGAGCAGCUGUUGAAGCGCAGCAGCACCCCCACCUACCUGAAAAGCAGGAAGAUCAAAGACCUGAAGGCGGAAUUGUUCGAAGAGGAGAUACGUCUAGACAGUCUGCGCAAGAACACAGCCGCAGCAGCCAAGAAGGAGGGUGGCAAGGUGGCUCAUGCUGGAGAUAGAGAGGUGAACAGGUCAGACAGCAGCUCCAUGGUAGAGGACAUGAGCUACGGAUCCAAUCGAAGUGCGUCUGAUGCCGAAGAGAAUCACUCGUUCAAACUACCGGCGUCCAUUCCCAGUUCGCCCAGAUCUCUGGUCGGUGCAUCGAUCGGGUCUCUGUCCAAGGGAGGAGCGAAGCUGAGAGUGACACCCAGGACAAAGAGUCCCGUUUUGCCUGGGCACGCUGCCGAGGUAAAAGGGAAGAUGCGUCGUAGGCGGGCGUCUUCAACAGACACUUACGAUGAGUCUGUUAAUUAUUCCUCAGACGUGGGGCCAGCGUCUUCUUACUCUGACGCGAGUGACGUUGAAGGCAGAAUCCAGGCACUGAAGGAGGAUCUGAGGAGGAGGAAGGAAGAGGUAGAGAGACUCCGACAACUGAAGAAGGGCAAGAGAUUCAGGGACAGGGAACAUGCUCGCGUACAGGAAGACAACAUACGCAAACAGCUCGAGUACUAUGAUGACUACAUCGCAAAAACUACGGCAGAACUGGAAAAAGCGGAUGCCGAAAAUGUUCUGCUGACUGCUAAUGACGAAUUGGUCCAGGUAGCCAAGCCGGUCAUUAGAACCCCCUCAGCCAGAUCUUCACGCUCCACUACUCCGGUUCCGUCAGCCAGGAAUAGCGAAUCGAGCAGUGAAGUUACGCCAGAAGCCAUCUCCGCAUUGGAACCUGCACUACAGGAAGAUUCCAAAAAGGAAGAUGCAGAAAAGACACCUCGCAAAGAAAGAUCGGUCGAAGAAUUGCCGCAGGUUUUGGACGAAGCUAUCAAAAACAACGAAGUCUCGGGAAAGAAUGUAGUGCACGCCUCAGUUUCUCCAAGUGAUGAAGUGAACGAGGAUUUGUCAGUCGCAGAAGAAAUUGACGAUGAGUCAAAUAGCAGCACAUUGGAAGAUGAGAUCUCGGUUCCAAUUGCGAAAGGACAAGAUGAUUCAGAUGUGGUGAUGACGCCACGUGCGUCGACUCCAGUGUCAUCUAAAGGUAGUGGUGGGAAAUCAAUUGAUCGACAGUCUCCUUUGGAGAAGCCCACAUCUUUCGCAGAAUCUGACAAUGAGCCGAUAUUAAGUCCAGCAGCUGAUGCUAGCGUCUCUCAAUCAGAGAGCGCUUCAGCCAAGCUGUCGCACGACGGUUCCUCGAAGGAUAAAAGUAAUUCGGAAUUCGAUGAAUCAAAUAAGAAGGAACCCAGAAAGUCAGUUGAGGAUGCACUGCAAGACCUCAAAAUAGGAUCUAAAGUGCUAGUCGAUGGAAAAAAUACAGGAGUUUUGAAGUUCAAGUCGCGAGUAAGUGACGAGCUUUUGGUAGGCGUAGAGCUUGACGAUUCAAUUCAAUCUCACGACUCUCAAUGCGAUGAACAUUUUACGUGCAAAAAUGGGCCGGGUUUGCUGACAUCAGAAACUGGUCGAAUAAAGGCUCUGGUUGAAAAAGACGACACCGCUGUUGAAGCUGAACUUGCUGCUCUUACUGAAGACUACUCGCUAGACUUCGACGACAAAACAACGGCUACUGCAACAGGAACGCCACGUAUACUUGCUUCAGCUGCUUCUAUUAAAGAGGAGAUUGAAAUUGCCUCCGAGGAAUCAAGCAGCUCCAAAGAGACCGAAUCUAAAAAGAACGAGUCAUCGAGUGAGAAAGAAGCUGUCCUCAAUGAAAAUAUUGUCAAAUUAAUUAGCGAAAAAGAAAAGUCUUCAAGUGAGGAUAUGGUGAAUAUAUCUUUGCCUGGAAACGAAGAAGUUGUCGAUUUAGUUGUAGCCAGUAAAGACGAGACUGCGGACGAUACUCUGCCUGAAAAAGGCGAAGAUGAGAUUGUUGAUGAAAGUUUACCUGAUAAAGUUGAAAAUGAGGAUAAUCAAGGUGCUGAGGGAAAAGAAGAUGGAAUCAAUGAAAGGUUUUCAGGCGGAGCGGAUGACGAAAUUGGAGAACUGAACAAAAGUGAUGGCAGUGAUUUCGAGUCGAUUUCUUUCUCGAUGCACGAAGCCGAAAGCAUCGGACUAGCCACGAAUUAUGAGACAAUCGAAACUGGAUGCGGCUUCAUUUCUGAACCGCAAAUCAGUGUCGUCGUUAAAAAACCGGUUGCAGAUGAAGAUAUUGCUAAAGCAGACCAGAAAGUUGACGACGUUGAGGAUCCACCGAGCAUCAAAGAUGUUCCGAUUCCACAGCAAGAAAUGGGAGAUACUGAUGCUAGUGAAUGUUGCGAUCAGAUUUUUGAUUCAGUUUUUCAACUGGUGCUGGACGAGGUGUUCGACGAUCGGAAACUCCAUCUUGGAUUUGUGGAUUCAUACACCCAAGUACUGUCCAAACAAUGUGUUGACCAGGCACUUGAGGAUACUUUUGUGUGCCGCGGUUCAAAAUUGACAAAGCUGCAGCGAAGUUUGUCUUUUACCAAAGAAGUAUCAGAACUACCUCGCGUUGACUCAAUUGAGGAAGAGUCUUCGGAAACUAUCGACGAGCUCCUAGUUUCACAGGAGGAAAAGUUGGAGGUAAAACACGACAACUUUGAACUCAAUUUAGACGAAAGAAGCGAGGACAAUCUUUUUAGUGCCAAGGCUAAAUCGGAUGUCCCAGAAUCGCGGGAGGAUAAAGUUGAACCAGCCCAUUCACCGCUUAGCGAAGAGCUCCCCGAUAAAAGUGGCUCUGAUAACUAUUCUCCAUCCCCUUCUAGUCCAACUGCGGGAGUCGGCGGAGAAUUUAUUGACGACGAUUUUGGCUAUACCGAGAGUAAAGAAUACGACGACGCGAAAGAAAACAUUGCGCCAAUCGUUCCACCGAUUGAUAUCAGCGAGAUAACAUCAGAGCCAGACCGAACGCAAAAACCUACUCUGCCCGAAUCGGGCGUGUCGGUAGAAGAAGCUGCCCUUAGCGCUCGACUGUCAGUGCAUGCUGAAAGAAUUGCGUCAAUAGUUGAACCGCAAGUUUUCAUUCCGUCCAAAUCAGACGAAAUUAAAUCUCUGUCUCAUUCAUUUGCGGCUUACUUUUUCAACCAAAAGUCCAACCCGGAAGGUUUCAGCGACUGUAAAAUUCCGAUCGAACUAUUGGGUUCCGAUGCUGUUGGUAGCGAUGAUGUAUCGAAAAGCAGGAAAUCUUUCAAAGUGAUGAUGUUCGAAUUAGUUCGUGAAAUAGUAGCUGAUAUCUAUCAGACAGUGCCCAAAGUCACCCAUCCAUGGAUGAAGCCGAAAUUGGCUAAACGUGUGCACUAUCAUGGAAUGAAGCCGAAAUCGAUAGAGAUGUUGAAUGAAAUAGUGGAGAAAAAAGUGACGAAUCUCAUAAACUUGAGCUCAAGAAGUCAGCAUAGAACGCAAACUCUCAAGUUUGGACACAAAAGGCGCGAUUUAGUCGACAAAAUCCUCAUUCAAGAACUGAGGGAAGAAGAAAGUCAGUGGGUUGAUUACAAUGACGACGAACUGAAUGUUAAAGUACAGCUGACAGAUGCUAUUUUUGAUUCGCUAAUUGACGAUACAGUUAGUGUUUUGAACAAGAUCCAGCAGAAGCAUGAUGCGCAUUCAACUUAAAAAGAGAUUCAGAAAAAUUAAACUAGACCAAUAACUUACCUAGUUCUGAUAAUGAUGGUAUUGUUACAAAUUUAGUUGUUUGAUGUUUUGUAAAAUGGAGUUAAAUUUAGAUAACGUUUUACUGUUUAGUAUAAUUGCCGCAAAGCGUCUCAUCCACAUCUCAUAGAUAAUCUUGCCUCAAUUUUUUUAAUUUGCUCUAAUUGUUGUUUCCUGUUAACCAUAUGUUAACCAUUUUGCUCAAUUCCAAAAUAUCAACAGUUUCCAUUGCAUCAGCCUGCAGUUAUUACAUGCUAUUAUCCAUUCCCAUUGCAAAUCAGUGAUUUCGAACGUACACGAGUUCAGUUAUGUAGUGACAACGAGUUAUUAUGAUUAACGAUACAAACUUGGGCAACCAUGCAAAUCAGCUACCUAUCAAAAACUAGUUCAUUUCAUUAGGGUUUAAUCUGGCAGUGAUUUGAUGUUUUGUUGCGUUUUCAGCUCCACUGGUUUCGAUUGGAUCCACCGUUUGUAAAUAACUAGAAAUUGUAAAUACAGAAUUCGUUUUAAAUUCUUUUUCCGAAACCAAUUUACUUUUAUGCUACUUCU